CAGUUUUCAAAAGGCAGGUGAAGAAAGGGGUGCUCAGGGGAGCAACCUCCACUGGAUGAGAGUGUGUAGUUGCACGGAGUUAGCCAGCAAGGUGAGCUCCAGAGCCCAAACCCUCCUUCGGCUCAGCACCCUGCACCGAGACUAACUGAAAGCAAACCGAGAUCCCCCACGAAAGAGCCUCAGGUCCUUCCACAGAAUGGGGCGAGUCUCCUCCAGGUCCCACGCAGACCCCGAGCGAUCCUCGGGACAGUGCGGUGCCAUGCUUCCCCCUCCCCCGUACCUGAAAGGGCCGCUGUGCCGGGAGCCUCUCGGGGCAGGGAGCGGACCCCCUUCUCCCCCUGCCCCGCUCCUUCGGCACCCGACGCUCGGCGGUGGAAAGGGGCCAACGGGGGGUGCUUCCAGUCCGGCCGGCCCGGCCGCCCCACCUGGCCCGCGGCCGGGAGGUGGGGAGCCCAGCCAGGCACAACCCCCGGCUCCGCUCCGCACCCGGGAAAUUCCCCGACAGCUCCCGGCGGGAGAUAAAAGCACCGGCGGAGAACGGGGCCGCAGAGACGGCUCCCGCAGCACCUCGGCCGCCAGCACCAGCCAUGAGCCCGCACCUCCUCCUCGUCCUCCUCCUGGCCGCCGCGCUCUGCCGGGAGCCACGACGAAGCAGGGACAGACGGUGUGCCUGAGCCCCUCCGCACCCUGGGUCAAGCUCAUCGUCACCAGGAUCCUCAACAGCUCAGCACAGAAGAACUGACGGGGGAAGAGAAACGCGCUGGAGGGGAGAUGACAUUGAGCCUGAGGCUUCGGGGGCUUUCUUCUCCUGAAAUGCACUGCGUUUGAGCUCAGCCUAUUUAUUGAGGCCUUUAUUUAACGUAAUGAUACCUGUUUGUAUUUAUUUAAAUAUUGCAAGUACUAUGUAAGACACGUCUUUAAUUUGGACAUUGUCUGAAAAGCACCAUUCUCAGUGCUGUACUAAUUUACUGCCUUUAAAACCUUGCUUUUGGGGUGUUGUGCGGGAGAAAAGAUACAGGGAAUAUCCUGAAUUCUUUCACAGGAAAAUAUUUCCUUGGGCUGCAGCAUCAGCAAACCACUGAUGAGGCUUCAGCAUCAGCAUGAAAUAUAUUUCCACACUACAGGCCUUUGUAAGGACUUGAGUAACUCACGUAGAAACAUUUAUUCUACAUAGCAGCUUUGAGUGGAGAUGGGAACUGCUGCCUCCCAAAACACGUCUUUGUUUUGUUUUGCACAUUGUAAAACUACGUGCCUGGGAAAAAACUUUCCUAGCUUCUGUUGGAAAGCCGUGCAGCCUGCUGUGCCAGAGGCAAAGGUUAACUCGGCAGCACAAGUUCACCGGCAGCCUCUAGUUCCCUUGUCCUGCCAGAAGUCCUGGUAUACACAGCACUGCUUACCUUGUGCGUUUGCAUUUUGAGGGAGCGGGUGGGUUUUGCUCCUUGCAACCUUAGACAUGUGAUGUCUUUUUUUGUAUGGCAUAAUGUCAUAAUUUAUAUAAAGUUAUAUGUAAGGGAACGUGCUGUUGUGUUGAUGGACGUUUGUUUAUUCUAGUCCAAAUUCCUUUUGGAAUUGUGUAUAUGCAGUUUCCUCUUCUCUUAGUGUUUCUGUCCAGCAGAAAAUUAAAAAGAAGGGGGAUCUAAACCACUUCUAAAUACUAGUAUUUAAAUGUCAUCAUGGUGAGACCAUGUGAUUUCUAUUCAUCUACUCAUUUUCCAAAAUGCUGAAGAAACCCUUUUGUUAUACAUGUAUAAUUAUUGUCUAGAGGUAUCAUCAUACAUCCAGAAUAACAGUAAUAAGUUCCUGUAUAUCAAAUGGAAGAUAUUUUCCGAUGUUUUUAUUACUAUCUAUGUUUCCUAAUUAAGAAGUUUUCCCUUGUUACUUACAGAGUUGUGCUUUUUAAAAAAUAAAUAUUUAGAUACACUU
Molecule: messenger RNA, 1923 nt
Organism: Harpia harpyja (harpy eagle)
Lineage: Eukaryota; Metazoa; Chordata; Aves; Accipitriformes; Accipitridae
Product: interleukin-8-like
Exons: 3
Coding region: 197-742 (181 amino acids)
Biological process (GO): neutrophil chemotaxis; inflammatory response; cellular response to lipopolysaccharide
Cellular component (GO): extracellular region
Molecular function (GO): CXCR chemokine receptor binding; chemokine activity
Source: RefSeq, a predicted model, not a curated record